This is a messenger RNA of Gossypium arboreum, 567 nucleotides long. RefSeq names its product NADH dehydrogenase [ubiquinone] 1 beta subcomplex subunit 8, mitochondrial-like. The record is from RefSeq and is a predicted model, not a curated record. Bases 58 to 435 code for a protein of 125 amino acids. The transcript is spliced from 4 exons. NCBI's taxonomy places the organism in Eukaryota, Viridiplantae, Streptophyta, Magnoliopsida, Malvales, Malvaceae.
UAACUUACCCAAUAGGAAACUACUGUUCAGUUCUAGAGAAAGCGAAGGGAAAAAAAAAUGGCAGGAAGAUUGAGUAAUGUAGCAUCAAAGAUCAUGGGCGGAAACGGCAUCGUUUCACGCUCCGCUGCCUCCUCUCUCCGUCUCCGUUCCGGCAUGGGUCUCCCUGUUGGCAAACAUAUUGUGCCCGACAAGCCUCUUCCUGUAAAUGACGAGCUAAUGUGGGACAAUGGAACUGCCUUUCCAGAACCUUGCAUCGAUCGAAUCGCUGAUACUGUCGGAAAGUAUGAGGCAUUGGCUUGGAUGUGUGGUGGUUUGAGCUUCUUUGCAUCGUUGGGAUUCUUAGCUUGGUGGAAUGAUAAAGCCUCUAAGAUUCCAUUUGCACCUAAAGUAUAUCCAUAUGACAACCUGCGAGUGGAGCUUGGUGGAGAAUCAUAGGUAGAUCUGUAUGAGCAAUUGUACGGUUCUUGUUGUCACUUGUCUCCCCAUGUGUUUCAUUUUACUUCUGGAACUCUGAACAGUUGAAUAAUGGAUUGUGGGUUUGUUGCUGAAGCAAACAUUUUGAACAAA